GUCCUCUCGUAAUCGCUUGGUGAGAUAGGCCUAUGGUAAUGGCUAUGCCGAAACUCUUGCUGAGACCAUAGAACGCAAUCCAUCUUAGCCACUCUUCGCCUAUAUAAAAUUAGCUAUAUGUUUUCGAUUUUUGCGCCGAGAUCUGGAGGAUGUUCGAUGCGAAAGGGGGGCUACAGUGAAUUAUUCUUAUAGCGGUCAACCUGCCAGAAAAGUCAGCAGACGUGCGGUAAUCUUACAAUCAAAGUAUAUGCAUAUUUUAGAACCACAUUAUUUUCGAAAUUUUCGUAUGAUAGGUAUGCUGCGCUUGCACCUGAAAAACAAUCGGUGCGUUUUCUCGUAGUUGACAGUGUACUCAUCUCACAACCAUGCCGCGACGACAAGGACCACCACGUGUGCUAUGUGUGGCUGAGAAGCCUUCGGUCGCCAAAGGAGUGUCUCAGAUCAUUGGACGAGGUUAUAAUGUACGCAAUGGUCUUUCUGUGUACAACAAAAUCUACGAGUAUCAAUGCAACAUGCUUGGAGAGAUGUGUCAUGUGAAGAUGACGUCUGUAUCGGGGCAUGUGAUGGAGCAUGCGUUUCCGCUUGCAUACAAGUCAUGGGCGUCGGUAUCACCGGCGGUCCUGUUCACAGCUAAUGUCGACAAACGCGUUAAGGCUGAAAUGGAGAACAUCGAGAAAACGUUGAUCAGAGAGUCUAGACAGAGCGAUUGGCUAGUACUGUGGACUGACUGCGAUAGGGAAGGGGAGAAUAUAGCAUGCGAGAUACGAGAUAUAUGUCUGAGUGCUAACAGAGGUCUGCGGGUGUUACGUGCACAGUUCAGUGCGGUUACACACGGUGAGCUUAUCAAGGCGUGUAACACGCUUAGACCAGUCAAUCAACACGAAAGCGACGCUGUGGAUGCGAGAUCAGAACUGGACUUGCGUGUGGGGGCAGCGUUCACGCGCAUGCAGACGCUAUGUUUGCAGCCGAGAUUUGCAGAUCUACACGAGAAGAUCAUCAGUUACGGGCCCUGUCAAUUCCCCACGCUUGGGUUUGUCAUUGAUCAGUAUUGUAAGGUGGAGGCCUUCGUAAGUGAGGCGUUCUGGAAGAUCGACAUGCAGUACACGGCCGGUGCUGAGGAUGGCAACCAGAUUGUGAAGUUUCUGUGGGCACGGAACCGUCUGUUUGACAAAGAGCAGGUCGAGCAAUAUCUGUUAGAGUGUCGACAUGCACGCGUGGCGGAGGUGGUGAAGAUAGAAGGUAAAGAGAAGAAGAGAUGGACACCGCUACCGCUAACAACUGUUGAGAUGUGCAAACUCGUGUCGAGAAAGCUGUUUAUCGAUUCCAAUCGGUGUAUGCAACUUGCGGAGAAGUUGUACAUGGAGGGAUACAUAUCUUACCCGCGUACCGAGACUGACCAAUUCCUAUCGAGCAUGGAUUUACCAGCGAUAAUCCAACAACAGACUGAGCAUCCACAAUGGGGUCAAUUUGCGCGCAACCUACUCGCACAAGACGCACCGCCGAUCAGGCCACGACAGGGUACACACAAUGACCAGUCACAUCCCCCGAUUCACCCUACUAAAGAUGGACGGAAUCUUGAAGGACAGGAAGCGCUGAUCUUCGAGCUCAUCACCCGACACUUCCUGGCAGUCUGCUCGCAGAUGGCGCUCGGGUUCGAGACAACUGUAACGGCCGCGAUGGGCAAUGAGAAGUUCACAUGCAAGGGACUCGUUAUACAUGCACUCAACUGGUACCUAGUGUAUCCAUAUGAAAAAUGGAAUGCAAAGACUAUCCCGCACUUUGAGGAAGGGCAGCAAUUCACCCCCAGCUUCUUGGAUAUUGUGGAAGGUGCCACAGAGGCACCGAAGAUGCUGAGCGAAGCAGAGCUGAUCACACUCAUGGAUGAGAAUGGUAUCGGUACCGACGCUACCAUGCCAGAACACAUAGCGAAUAUCUUACGACGACAGUACGCACUACAAGGUGACGAUCGAUUGUUCUACCCGUCUUCCCUGGGCAUGGCUCUCGAAGAAGCAUAUGCGCGGAUGGGAUUCCAGUUGACCAAACCACAUCUGCGGGCCGAAAUGGAGCGCGCCUUGGUGGAUAUCUGCCAGGCACGCAAGACGAAAGCUGAUAUCUGCAACGAAUAUUCUGGCAAGUACAAGGACAUCUUUGUUUCCGCCUACACACAAACGCAACUGUUUAUAGAUGCAGUCUCAAAGUUCUUCGAAACCGAACCAGCACCUGGACCCACGGCAGGCGACGAUAACGGUCUACCAACCGACACCCUGGUGAGGACCUGCCAAGGAUGUGGAUCCCAAAUGACACUGCGUAAGGGGAAAAGCGACAAAUAUCGCAUCACAUGUAUGGGAUACCCCACUUGCAAGUACACGAUUUGGUUCGGGAAGGUCGCUUCGAAUAUCACCGUUGCCAAUCAAAUAUGUAACAAUUGUUCAUCUGAAACUCACGGGGAAGUGAAGCAGAUCGAAGUUAAGUUCCUCGCCAGAGAGAUGGAUCCUAGGCUGGGACCGGAAUACAGGGGGUGUGUAUUCUGCGACUACAGACUAGACGAGGCACUUCAAUCGGAAACUGUCGGUAGACCAGCAGGCGUUCCUCCUCCAGGCACACGUCGAGGCGGGGGUCCAGGAAGUGCGAAUAGUGGCGCUGGUCGUGGUCGAGGUGCUAGCUCGGUGGGCAGUGGGCGAGGCGGAUCCGGACCCCCUCCUGGCCCCGGCCCAGGUCCUGGACGCGGAGGCGGGAGAGGCUCAAGCGGUGUCAGUCGAGGGAGUCAUGUGGCUUCAGCCAAUACGCACCAGAAUACUAGUGCACACUUCAACCGGAACCAUUAUACGAACCAGCAGAAUAACCAGAAUGCCCGAAAUAAUCAAGAAUCCCAUCCAAGCACAACACGGGGUAACGGUAACGGGACUGAAGUAGGCGCGAGGAUAGGCACGAGCAACAACGUUCCAGGGGCAUGGAUAGAGGGUAAGGUCGGGCAAAGUAAAUUAAGUCUCAGUAAAUACGCAGAAGGAAUCGGAGUAGCGCCGAAUGCCAAUGCGAAUAGAGGUACAGAGACGAAUACAGAUGAAAAAUCCGGGUCUGAUGCAGUUAAAUCAGGACUAGGUGGUGCGAGGAAACCUAGCCGACACGCCAAAUUAUCACUUAUCCAUACGGAUAGGAAAACGGAGGCUAGUGAUUCUAGUACACCUUCGACUUGCGCUGCUGUGCCACUCAGACAGACCAAUUUAGACCAGUGGCGAAAUGCCGCACAAUCACAUAGGACUACCAACUCAAACACCGCUAGAGACGCAAGCACUCGAACUAGCACAAAUAUGAACGCCAGGACAAACAGUAGCUUGAGUACUUCGACUGACUUUAAGAACAAAGCAGCCAAUGGCACGAAACGUGUUGUCGAGACCAUAAAUUUGCUCUCGUCUGACGACGACGACGACGACGCCGCACUCAACGAGCUGUUCGACAGCAUCGCCCCAACAAAUAACCCCCCAGUCAACAACACGGCAGCGGUCAACACGGCAGCUAACAACCCCUCAGCGUACAAGGCUCCGGAUUUCUCUGAUGAAGACGACCUAUUCAACGAGGCUCUUGACGGUGUGGAGGUUUCGUUUACCGGCCAUAGCAACGCUCGCAUGAUGCCUAGCUAUAGCGAACAUGUGGGACCUGCAUAUAGCAGCCAUGAAAACAACGCUGGUGCUUCGAACUCUGGACAUAACUACCGAACUCACACGCCGAAUCAGGAGGCAGCACCGGCCAUCCCCUUGUGCUCGUGUGAUCGUGAAUGCAUUGUGCGGACGACCACCAGAGAAGGACCAAACACGGGUCGGCAAUUCUACUGCUGUGCAGGGCCACCCGAUAACAAAUGCGACAUCUUUGCAUGGAUGGACGAUAUCACACCAGACGCCCCGAAUUGCGAUUGUAACAUACCAAGUGUUCGGCUGAAAACGAAGAGUGAGGGACGAGUCUUCUACACAUGCCUGACUAAGACAUGUAAGUUUUUCGAAUGCCUGGAUCCAAGUCCAGACCAAGGACUUCAAGGUGGUGGCAGUAAUCGACCCGGCGGCGGAAACGCACCGGAUCUUCAAAUUAGCAACGACAGGAACAUGGGCAGAAGCCCUAACAUCACUUUCAAUACAUAUAGUACCUACAAUCACCAACAGCCAACAACACACACAAUCAACUACCAAUCAUUCAACUACCAGACCAACAGUAGCAGCAGCUACACUAACAGCAAUACCAACACCGCUGGUUACGGCAAUCACGGAAAUAUUCAAUCGAACGACAGCAAUCCCAGUUGUGACUGUGGCGAACCCUCGACACAGCGCACAACGCAGAAACCGGGGCCGAAUUUGGGACGGAAAUUUUACGUUUGCGCCAAACCACAGGCGACCAAGUGUUCGUACUUCUUGUGGAGUGAUACAGACGGUGGCGGUAUGAAUGGCAAUGUAGGGCACGGGGGUGGGAACUACGGCAGUAGCUCACACACCAACAAUACGUCUGGAAACUAUUCGCAAAACUCCAACCACAGCAACCGAGGAGCUCUGCUACAAAGCACCUUAGACAGUCACCCGCGGUGUGACUGUGGCAAUCCAGCGGCUGAGCGGACAGUGUCUAAAGAAGGUGCUAAUGUUGGCAAGAAGUUUUUCGGGUGUGGGAAAGGGGAAGGGGCCAGGUGCGAUUUCUUCGAGUGGAAAGUCAAGGAGAAUCACAGCCACAACGGGAGCGGCUCAAUGUACCACUCGAGCCAUGGAGGUGGUCAGCACACCGGCAACGGGAUGUACGGCAAUACGUAUGCUAACGAUAACAGCAAUAUGCAAGGUAACUACAAUACGGCUGCUUCAUCUACCGCCCCUGAAUGCAAAUGCUUCGUGAGUACCGCGGAGCGAACUGUCCAGAAAGAAGGCCCAAAUAAAGGGAAGAGGUUCUGGACAUGCCCUUUUGGACCGAGUAGAGGAUGCGGCUUCUUCGAAUGGGUUAAUCCCGAGGCCGGGGCAGGAAUGGAUGGUGGCAGCAACGGCUAUGGCAAUAAUGGCGGUGGGGCGAGUUUGGUGUGCUUCAAUUGUAAUCAGCCCGGUCACUGGGCCACUAACUGUCCGCAAAAGAAAGGCACUUCGUCUUGGGGAGGGAGCACGCACAAGAGGAAGGUCGAUGCCAAUGAUAGAAGCAGCAGUGGGAAAAUCAAGCGCUGCUGUUCCAUUUGCAAACAACCGGGUCAUACCAUGCGUACAUGUGCGCGUCAAUAAAGCAUGCCCUUUGCAUCGCCGUCCAUACGAGCAUUAGUGCCAUCCCGCUGCCAGGGUUCAUUGCCAAGAGUACUCGAUAGUGAGAAUUCCACCAGCGCCAUCAUACGUAAAGACAAUUAGGAAUACAUUCUAGUCCACCCUAAAAAUUAACUGGAAAAAGAUUGGGUUUGGUCGCAAUUUAUGCGAGAUAUGAUGUCCUGAUUUUAUUUAAAUUGUGGUCUUGUGCUUUUGCGCCGGGUCUUCAUUCCAAACAGAUUUCCCGGUGGUGUCCGAUUUCCCCAUGUAGCAAUUCAGCGACCAUCAGUACAAUAUCAUAGCUCUUGUGUUUGCGCAAUCGCUAACCGACCAGCUGCAAGCACUGGUGAGGGAACUGAAUCGUCGGAAGAACCCGCUGACGUAAAUUACGGUUGGAAUGCAAAUGGGUACAGGUCUUUCCAUACAACGACAAAGACUUCAGUCUACACUACGCGGGAUACUAUUACGAGUUGACAUCGGAUGCAAUGCCGAGGUGGAUUGUUCCCACUCGUACAUAGCGACAUCUGGGAGAGUACAUAAGCAGGACUAUGCUAUGGGCCACCGGGUACUUGUUUAGGGCCUCUUCUACUGGUCGAUCCCACCAAUUGUUUGGCCCUCGGGAGGUUCUCGAUACGAAUAUUCGACAGGCCCCGUCAAUAGUCCAGUCGUGUUCUCAGCUUCUGGCUGGUCAAAUACGGCUGUAUGUGCCCUUGAACUAAAGACCAGAAAGAUCGGACCGGUCCUGAAUUCGUCUAUACUGGUGUAUUGGGUGUUUGCGCCAUCUCCGCGUGCUGAUGGAGGGGUCGAUACUGAGUGGAGGGUUGGUGCACUGGCGAAUUCUGAGUUAAGAGUGAGACAGGCACAUAGCACAAAACCAUGAAGCCAUCACGUGAUAGUAAUGAGGUUUAUUCUAUAGUAUGGUAGUAAGAGGGAGUGGUGGCGCAUCCCCCCAAUUGGCUGUAUCCAUUUUUUUCAUCCGGCCGCGGACUUUCGUUUGUCCGUUUGUCCGUUUGUCCCUUGGUCCUGAAAUCAUGGUCAGGCCAACUCAAAUAUAUCUCUUGAAGUGCCCUGGGCAAACGGGGCUACAACGCUCAUGUCAUGUAGAACCAUGCAUAUCUUUUCAUAUCUGGUUAUUGGCUAUUUGUGUCUGCAUAUAUACGUAUCUUGCUACGCUUGAGUCGUCCCGUGUUUGUAUUCCACGAGAACUAGUUAAAAACUUCCUGCAAAAGCAUAGUUCGCCUUUCCAACCAUUAUUAUUAUUUGGAUCAGAAAACAGAUCUUUAUCUGCGGCAGCACAC
This is a messenger RNA of Sphaeroforma arctica JP610, 6547 nucleotides long. RefSeq lists its product as hypothetical. Gene Ontology annotation, molecular function: zinc ion binding; DNA binding; DNA topoisomerase type I (single strand cut, ATP-independent) activity. Gene Ontology annotation, biological process: DNA topological change. Lineage: Eukaryota; Ichthyosporea; Ichthyophonida. The coding region runs from base 366 to 5234 and encodes 1622 amino acids. Gene Ontology annotation, cellular component: nucleus. The transcript has 19 exons. The record is from RefSeq and is a predicted model, not a curated record.